AUGGAUAAACAAUUAAUUAUAUCUGUUUUAAAAAAUGUUGUGGUUUGCAAGUUGAUUGUUAACCAUAUCAAAGAGAUAGCACGUUGGAAUGAUGAGAUACUGUUUAAGUAUCACUACCAGUGGAGCGAAGUGAUUAAGAGACCCUAUGUCUUGGCAACACAUGGCUAUCUACCAGAGUUUAAGGCGUGUCUUGAACGAUUGAAGGUCAACGGUGUCAAGAGAUUGAAUCUAUCGAUAUUCUUUGGUGUUAUUAAAGGUGGUAGUGUAGAGAUGAUGAAAUACUUAUUGGAUCACUACGACAUUGAACAACGACUCAAAGAGGAAUUGGAAUCAACUACUACUACUACUACUGUCAAAGAAAAAGCAACAACUACACCAACAACACAAGUACAAGACACUCUCAACGACGCAUUGGAAUAUGCAUCAAAGAACGGUAGAUUAGAUAUAAUUAAUUAUCUAAUGGAUAGAUUAGCUGCUGCUACUACUACCACUUCUACUGAAACUUCAACAGUUAUUAUUAAGUGGGAUUUCAAUAAGAUGUUGGCAGUUGCACCAUUGUCAGGUGACUUGGAUGUGGUUAAAUUCUUUUCCCGAAAAUUCGAUGAAGAUCCCAGCUCAAAGCCGGUUAUCAAUACUUUCAAUAAUGCAUUGAACAACUCUGCCAGAAUCGGAAGAAUCGAUCUCAUACAAUGGUUGGCUGAGAAUAGAGGACACGAACUGUCGAAAUCUGAUAUGAUGAAGUAUGCCGUCUUGGGAGGACAUCUCCAAACGGUAGAGUAUCUUCUUGCCGAGCACAAACAACUCCAACGUCCAAAGAAUGAUGAGUAUAUGAAAAUUGCUUCGUUACCCGGCAAACCAUUUGCAAUAUUCAAGCUAUUACGUGAACAUAAAUUCACUCUCCCAAAUAGAAUGCUUGAAACGGCUGCCAAGACUGGAAACUUGGAGGUGCUCCAUUUGUUAAGCGACGAUAAAGAUGUUCGAUGGGAAUCACCAAUGGAUGCCGCAAUUGAAGGUGGUCAGCUGAACGUUGUUAAAUGGAUGAAUGAGAAAUAUCCAAACGAAAAGUUGUCUCCAAGAAGAAUAGAAGAAGCUGCCAAAAGAGGACACCUAGAAAUGUUGAAGUGGAUCUAUGAGAAUAGAACGGAGCGUUGUGAAUCCGAUGUGAUGGAUGAUGUCGUAAAGAAUGGAUUCUUUGAAACUCUGAAAUGGCUCGACCAGAACACCACUCAACAGUGUACCGCUAAUUCACUACCCUUUGUUAUCAAACAAGGCAACCUCGAACUACUUCAAUUCCUACACGAGCGUAACGAUGGUGACAAUAACCGUUUCAAGUUCUCCACUGACACCAUGGAUACCGCUCUGAGGUAUCAACAAUACGAUGUUAUGAAGUGGUUACAUGCCAACAGAACCGAAGGAUGCACAGAGACCGCAUUGCAUUAUGCUAUUUACUCGGAGCGAUUGGAUAUUGCUCAAUGGCUAUUGGAAAAUAUACCGAAAUACAACAUGAAGAAUAUUAAUAUUAACAAUUAUCUCAAUGAACACUUGGAAAACCUUUUCGAAUGUGACUCCGAAGAAACGUUGGAAUGGUUACUCAACAACAUUGAUAGAGUCGACUUGCCAACAGAAAAACUCUUGGAAUAUCAAGCCCAACUCGCUGAGAAAUUCCCAGAAUCAUCGAAAGCAAUCAACAAGAAUUAUAGAAAUAAACAAAUAAUACAUGUAGAAGAAGAAGAAGUAGAAGAAGAGGAUUUAGAAUCCACUGAAGAAGAGGACAAUUAUCCUGAUCGUCAAGCUAAAAAGUUGCAGAAUAUCUCUAGAUCUAAGCCAUUGCAAGCUGAUACCGACUCUGAUUUAUCCGAUUUGGAGGAAGCAUCCAGUGAUGAACAUGACAGUGAAGAUGGUGCGGUGGAAGCCAAGAAAAAAUCUUAUCGUCCAAGAUUAUGUCCAGUUUGCCAUAAGCCAAAGAAAGCCAAGAGGGGCACAGCAGAACACGAAUGCAAGGGUCCGUGUAAGUCCUUAACUAUUUGUGGCCGUGAAGAUAAACAUCCAGCCGAAUACAAGAAGGCCAAAGAGCUUGAGAAGCUAAAGAAGAAGAAGCCGGAAACCGAAGCCAAAGAGGCCACCAAUAAAAUCUAA
This is a messenger RNA of Heterostelium album PN500, 2136 nucleotides long. RefSeq lists its product as uncharacterized. The record is from RefSeq and is a predicted model, not a curated record. The coding region runs from base 1 to 2136 and encodes 711 amino acids. The transcript has 3 exons. Gene Ontology annotation, molecular function: protein binding. Lineage: Eukaryota; Evosea; Eumycetozoa; Acytosteliales; Acytosteliaceae.